Messenger RNA from Gilbertella persicaria, 249 nucleotides. RefSeq lists its product as uncharacterized. The record is from RefSeq and is a predicted model, not a curated record. The transcript is spliced from 2 exons. NCBI's taxonomy places the organism in Eukaryota, Fungi, Mucoromycota, Mucoromycetes, Mucorales, Choanephoraceae. The annotation marks the transcript as partial.
UUAGCAUGGGGAUGUGGUUGCAGUAAAAAGAAAGCAGAUAUCACGACGUAUUCAUGGCCGGUGGUUCUAGCAGAAUGCUCGGGCAAGGCACAAGAAUGCCGGUCGAUUUGUAACAAGGACAUCAAGAACCUUGCUACCUGUGUCACUGCAUGCAAUACCUAUUAUCAAUGUGGGACAAACAAAGCACCACCCAGCUACCUUGAGACAAAUGAUCCCUCAAGUAAACCCUCUUAUGAUGGUCCUCCUUCU